Molecule: messenger RNA, 2149 nt
Organism: Saccostrea cuccullata (small rock oyster)
Lineage: Eukaryota; Metazoa; Mollusca; Bivalvia; Ostreida; Ostreidae
Exons: 16
Coding region: 128-1792 (554 amino acids)
Biological process (GO): lipid metabolic process
Molecular function (GO): calcium ion binding
Source: RefSeq, a predicted model, not a curated record
UUUUCAAGGAAUAAAUGAGUAGUUUACAAUAAAAAGGCUCGAUCAGAGACGUCUAAAACGAUUUAAUUGACAAAAAAGUCUCUCGCAGCGACCGAUGUCAUUUUAAAUAAAAUGGGAAGUAUUACGCAUGAGCAAAUCCAGAUUUGAAGUAAGAGGGUCUAAGUUGAUAAAACAUAGAAAGGUUUCAAGAAUGGGAACAGAAGUAUCCAAAGAAGGAAGUGAUGACAUCGGGGUCGACCCCAAAAGUGAAUAUAUUGAUGAGGUCCUGCAACGGGAAGUCAGUGACAGCGAAGAUGAGACCGAUGGAUUCGAUGAAUUCGAUGAAUUCGAUGGAGAAUUAAGUGAUUUUGACAAGCUUGCACAAACCAUCGACCCGAAAGAAUAUCUCGAUCAGUAUCCAUUUGAAAAUCUCAUUUUCGAGGGAGGUGGAGCAAAAGGGAUUGCAUAUCCUGGUGCAUUGAAGGCAUUAGAGGAAGUUGGUAUUAUGAAAAAGAUAAAAAGAUUUGCCGGUACAAGUGUUGGCUCCAUAACGGCAACAAUGGCUGCACUUGGCUACGAUAGCACUGAAAUUAGAGAAGUCAUGUCGACGGAUUUUUCACAAUAUUAUGAUGCCAGGUUUGGAAAAUUCAGUAUCAUACCAAAUCUUCUCUGGUAUCUUGGUUGGCAACCACUUCAUACUUUAUAUGAAUACAUUGGGGAAAUAGUUGAAAAGAAACUUGGCGAGAAGGACGCUACAUUUGAUCAACUUUACAAGAAAUUAGGGAAGGAGCUGUGCAUCGUUGCUACAAAUCUUAAUGAUAUGGAAGAGACCUAUUUUCACCCUAAAACUACACCCAAAAUGCCUAUCAGAAAGGCGGUCCGUAUGUCUAUAAGCCUCCCAGGUAUAAUGCAGCCUAUUAAACAUACUGAUUUUGGAGUUGAAAGUAUGUAUGUAGAUGGCGGUGUACUAAUCAACUAUCCAAUAGAAUGUUACGAUGGGUGGUGGCUUUCAAUGAAAAAGGAGGAUUCGUUUUUUGAAAGAUUACAACCUUUGGAGAACCUCCCUUUUAUAAUGGAUAGACAAAACAGAUUUGGCACCGAUGAGGUUCAAUCGUUCAAAUCGCUUGGAUUCAUACUGUAUUCUGAUGAUGAGAUUCAGUCUUUCAAGUCAAUAUUUGAAGCAAGAAGGAAAACAAAAUUAGAGUUUCCAGACACGCCAUUGGGAGGGAAGGCGAGGCAGAAACUGAAAGACAAGAAGAAGUUACACGAAGAACACAAAUGCGUGAAAACUUCAGCCAGCAAGUUUUUAAAGAUACUGCAAAACCAUAAUCUGGACAAAGAUGAAUUUAUCAACAGAGAGGAACUAGAGAGCGCCAUAAAAAGCGAGGAGCUCACUGAUUAUGAUAAGAAACGUUUGUUUGGGAAGAAUGUUACUGUUGAAGAAGUGAUGGCAAAACUAGACAAAGAUGGAAAUGGAAAGAUCAGUUAUGAAGAGUUGGUUUCAUUCAUUGAAGAAACAGGGAUCUCCGUGGUUCAUAGAAGAUUAGGGUUCUGUAGACAACAAGUGGAUACACUUUUGUCUUUGCUACAAACCCUCUACAAUACGUUGUCUUUGAAUAUUGUACGGAUAUCAGUCAAAGCUUCGGAUGUUCCACGUACGGUUGGCCUGAACUCACAUUACAUUGGAACCCUUACAUUUGAUUAUACCAAAGAGGAUGCAGAUUUUGUCGGACAGGAAAGUUAUAAAACAACUAUGGCAUUUUUGAAGAAUUUCAUGGCAAAAAUAAUGAUGGAAAGGAAAGCCAAAGCAUGAAGAAUCAUUGGAUAAUUGAAAAAAAACGUUUAUAAAAAAAAUGUUGAUAAAGUGAUAAUUUGUCAUAAUUGUCGACCUCUAAAGUAUGCAUUUUGAUGCUAAUAAAAUGUAACACACAUUUGUUAUUCUUUGUAUUUUACUUUUUAAUUAUCAUACGGUAAAGUACGUAUGCUAUUAUUUCACUGAUCUUUAUUAAAAAUGCAUAACAAGGUUGUUCCGAAUUUAUACGGGGUCAAUAUAAAAACAAUACCCCGUUUUAUUCAUUUACCUUCUCUUAAAACAUUUCGGGUAUAUUGUUAACCUAGUCCGUCCGUCCAUUCACACAAUGUCUUCUCAAAAGCCCGUGUUAUAUUGUUA